AGACUAGUCUCCCUUGGAUGAUAAAUGUUGUUCGGUUCAAACUUAAAGAGAUUGAACUACACGAAGGCAUUAAACUGAUUACCAAUAACUUUUUCUAGAAUGAUUGGCAGAUACAAAAAAUUAUAUUGAAUGAAGGAAUAUAUAUUCCCAAAUGUUGUGGGGAAUUACAUCGCGUCUUAUUAUAAUGACCCGUAAUUUAACUGUAGCUUAAGCCCACACGUACGACGUAGUUCGGGAUAUUGCUUGGCCAUUCAUUGUAGAUUAUUUCAGCUCUGAAUUCGUAGGUCUCAUUACACUCGCCCUGUAUGCACGUUCAGGAACCGUCCUAUUGAAUCCUUGGCGAAACUAAAAUCGCAAUUUCGGCCCCAUCAAAAAUUCAUUCACAAGAUACACUAUUACAAAGAAAUAUCAAAUUUACUUGUUGGGAAGGACGAUCAUAAAUAUCUUGAGUUUGAGGAAUUGCAAAUUCCAUUCCUUGAGCAUUCAUAUAAAGUUAUUUUUACAAAGGAAGAAUGGUCAAGAAUAUGUUUAUUUGAGCACCAUUUUGCGCAAAGCUUGUCAUUGAGUCUGUAGGUGAUAGUAUUAAAAGGCGUUGGGACUAUCUCAAAUCACUAAAAGAAGCCAAAAACUUAAGCAAAUCUGUUGUAAAUAGUGCCUAACUAUUCAAUUGAGACGUCAAAGGAUAACAUCAAAUACUGUUAGUGAAGAAAUACAAUUAUCAACAAUUAACAAACAUCAUCCUGCUAUUUUAGAAUCGCAAAUUUUCAACGCAGUCACAACAAUAUUUCCUGUUGAAAUACAAUCAAUUACGUGCGUAAAAUGUGUGUCCUGAUAUCCAGGAUUGUUUUAGAUACAGUUGACAUUAUUGUCGGCUGUACUAGAAACUGCGAAGCACCAACCGACAAAUUAACAAAACAGAUGAUAUUAAACAUUUGCAACAAAUAUCAUUCGUUGAACUGUCAUCAUAUUAUGUUCAUUGAUUCCAAUUCGCUAACACCAUACCUGCAAAAAAAUGGUCAAAUUGCAAGAUUCAGUCUUUAUGACGACAUCCGGUUAAAGAAAUUAAGUACACAUAUAUUGUUUUUAUGUAACGUUUUACAAGAAAAUGUAGUUGCAGACAAUAUUAGUGUCGACGGAUUAAUUGAAAGAUGCCAGUCAUGCUUUGACGUAUCACUGCCUAAGCCUUUGUCUGUCACAAAUUUCGACAUUCUCCGGGAAUUUCAUUUGGAUGUACCAUUGGAAAUGCAACUUAUUCUUGAAAUGUUCAUUAACAAAAAUACUCUUUACCACAAGAACUUAUCUGAAAAUUUCUUAAAUAGAAAAUAUGAACGAUUGUACUCUGUAUAUGAAAUUCUACUGAAUACAUUUAACAAAAAGUUUAUUGAAAUUUUGCAACAGAGAAUAGCAGACAAACUUUUAAUGAACUAUCACAGCAUAAGUAUGCUAUUCAAAAUCACAAGUAAAUAUGGAUUUACAGCAUCACUGACAUUUGCUGAAAACAACCUUAUAUCAAAGUCGACAGAUGACCCGCUCUACUACCAGACCUAUAUCAAGGAGUACCCUAUUACAUAUGAUACUCUUGUUGGUAAUGUGACUCAAAUGGUUAGCCUUAGGCAGUGUCACUUGAUUUUGAUGUUGGACAAUCUCGUAUGUCUGAAGUAUCACAGUGAUCCCGAUCCUGAAGAACAUCGCUCAAAACAACUGUGCAUGCUACCAAUAACACUUCAAGGGUUGCCAAAAGACUCAAAAGCAACAGAAAACUGGCAUGAUGUGAAUAUCUGUGAUGGAUCACAACAUUGCUAAUGUAAAAAGCAACAUGUUUUGAGCAAAGAGGAGGUUUUUGAUACCAUUUUGAAUCUUUCACAUUUAGAGGAAAGAAGUUUGGAAAUAUUUGAUAACAUAUGCAGAUGGGGAAAUAUUUAAUAGCCUUUGGAGAAUGUUACAAGGUGCUUGAUAACUAAAAGAGCGCUGACCAUAAAAGACUGGUUGAACAGUUUUGGGCCUUAAAAGUAGUUUAUCUGAUGUACGUAAUGUUCGGCCAGGUGUAUAAAGUUCUAAAAGAUCCGAGAGAUAAACAGGAGCUAAAUUAAAUAAUACUUGUACAUUUCCAAAGACUUCAUGGCUAAACAAGUUCUUCAAGAAGCCAUUGUAUUCAACCAAGAGAUGGUGCCAAACUCUACAUCAUUGAAACCUGUUGAAGAACUGAAGUCACCAGACGAUUCAUCCCCUAUUCCUUUCAUCCAGAUAUCUCCAGAUGAUUUUUCCUCGAAUUAUCCAUUGUACACAAAUGGCGAUGACUUGAACGAAAUUGUUCAUGAUACCUGUAACAUUUUAGUUGGCUCUAUGGACCUUGGGGUUACCCUCGACGAUUCCCUUUUGGAAACAUCUAUGGAACAACUGACGAUUCAAGAAACUGAACAUGAGCAACAAUCUAUAAUUUCAAUGUUUGGUUUUGAAAAAUUUACAACACCUCCAUUACAUGUAUUUACAAGGCAUUCACCUCCAGCAAGUGGAAGAGAUAACGAUAUCAAUAAGCUAAGAGAAAUCUUAGAUGAUAUUCUUGUAAAAGCUGGAAUGGAUAAAAACAUUGAAAGCGAGUCAGUUUCAUUCAAUAGAAUUCUCUUUGACCCAGACAAUAAAAUUGGUAUUAAUUUGCUGUCCCUUAUUGAGGAAAAUAAAAAAUAUGAGAAAUUUUUGCCCGAGUUUCCACUCCUUCAUCUCAGAAAAUACAAUGUCAAUACUUUGUUUAGUGCAUAUCGCUACGCGGGAUUGGUAGAAUUAUAGAUGGUCAUGCAUGACGAAACAACUACAGAAUGGUCAAAGUCAAUAACUGCUGAACACAUUGCUACUGCUACACGGCAUAUUAGAAGGCUCUCCUAAUCUCUUCAGUUUGCUUUUACCCUUAAAUUUGUUCAAUACCUACCAAGCACGGAUGCGCAGUUAUUUGUUGAGAAUAAACUAAAUCAAACGCCUCUUGAGAUAGCCCAGAAAUGGAAUGAUAAGUUUUGUGAAUUUAUGGUUACAAUGAGAAAAGUUUUGUGAAUUUAUGGUUACAAUGAGAAAAAUAAAUGCUACUUUUACUCUCCAUUAUGAUAUGAUGAUACAUUGUAAUGAAGUUGUAGCUGUGAAACUAGCAGAGAGCGUCUUGGUGGUGAGAAUGGCUACAGUCUGUUAUUGCCAUUGGGAGCGGGAAAGUCAUCUUUGUGGUUUUCAUUCUUAAAUGGAGCUAGUUCUUAUGCACCCUAUCGUACUCGCCUAUUGACAGAGCAUUAU
Patella vulgata (common limpet) is the source of this 3273-nucleotide messenger RNA. RefSeq lists its product as uncharacterized. Lineage: Eukaryota; Metazoa; Mollusca; Gastropoda; Patellidae. The transcript has 4 exons. The record is from RefSeq and is a predicted model, not a curated record. Bases 820 to 1803 code for a protein of 327 amino acids.